Messenger RNA from Triticum urartu, 1197 nucleotides. Lineage: Eukaryota; Viridiplantae; Streptophyta; Magnoliopsida; Poales; Poaceae. The record is from RefSeq and is a predicted model, not a curated record.
AUGGACUCGCCGCCGAUCCCAGGCGAGCUGCUGGCGGACAUAUUCCUCCGCCUCCCCGACCCUGCCGAUCUCGUGCGCGUCUCCGCCGGCUGCACCUCCUUUCGCCACCUGAUCGCCGACCGCUCCUUCCUCCGGCGCUACCGCAGGCUCCACGCUCCGCCCUUCCUCGGCUUCCUCGACUACAAUCGAGUUUUCCACGCCGUCGUCACGCCACACCCCUCCGCGUCGGCAGCCGGCGCCGUCGCCCUUGCCGCCGACUUCUCCUUCUCCUUCCUACCCGGCCCCGCCUCCGACUGGGCGGUCCAGGACGUCCGCGACGGCCGGGUCCUCCUCGAAAGACACCCCAAGUUCGAAGUCAUCUUCAGGGAGGUGAUAGUGUGCGACCCCUUACAUCGACGGUACCUCCUGCUCCCCCCAAUCCCUGGUGACCUAGCCGAGUCCGUGGACAGCGCACUCUGGACAAAACCGCAGACCUUCCUCGCUCCCUCUGAAGAUGAAGAAGAGGCGUCAUUCAGCGUGAUCUCGAUGGUGCAGUGCCUAACUAAGCUGUUCGCCUUUGCCUUCUUUUCCAACACCGGACAAUGGCGAACCAUUUCAUCCCAGAGCUGGAGCAAUUUGUUUGCUGGCUUGCCAUCAUUAGCAGGGAUGACUUUCUUCUCCAGACGCGAAUACGCGUAUGGGUUGUUCUAUUGGGUGGCUAGUUCGAGGGAAAAGUUGCUGGUGCUUGACUCCCAGAGUAUGGAGUUCUCCAUUGUUGAACACCCACCUGAAGCCAGAGGUAUUCCUGGUGGGGAUAUAGCCAUUGUGGAGGCAGGGGAUGGCAGGCCUGGGAUGUUUGUGCGUGCAGAAGAAACAAAUUACCUCAACUAUGCCAUUAGGCGAAACGACUUUGGGAGUUCCAGCAAGUGGCAGUUGGACAAGAAAAUCCCGCUGGAUUCCGGAUUCUCAGUCUUUCAAGGACUUCUGACGUUUAUUCUUUUUCACCCUGUCAUGCCGCAUGUGAACACGGUAACUAAUGGUAUUAUCAGUGGACCGGUUUUGGAAACAGGGCUGAGAACGAGACGCUGGAACAAGGCUUUGCUGCAAGAUCAAGCGCACAGUCAGCACGGUCAGAGUAAUGCUGAUGCGGAUUCUGGAGGUCAGGUGGUGUCGAGGAUUAGAGAUGCUGGUGAUGUUGUGACACAACUCAGACAAUAA